UUUAUCCUCUUAGACCUAUCCCAAUCCCACUCCUACAGUUUGAUCCUACAUUCCGCUUAUAGUACUUAUUUCUUCAGCGUACCUGUUAGUGGCACAAACUAAUUGCCGCUCGUCUACUUGCCCCGCUACCCAAAAUUGAUGACGGAGUAUUGCGAAACUACUAGACCAAGCUCUCUCCUCUCGAAGGUCCGAUAUCAAUUCAGAGUGGUGUGGUAUCGUCAAGAAGUUACUUUGCCGUUCUACAUGCUUGAAUCAUGGGAGCGCGGACUGGUUUAUCUUACGCUCAUAUCGAUCGCAAGCCUUCUAGGCUAUACUGUGCGAUCUUUCAUACUACCUGUUCUUAUCACUUGUGUUCGGACCAUUCUUCUUGAAAUGAAUAUGUCGACUGAGGCGACUAAGAUGUCAAUUUCUGAGCAUCCAGGAUGUGAAUAUGUCGAAGUCGUCAGAGAUGCGGCUGCGCUUUUGCAUUGUGAGCCUUGGGAACGUUUCGAGAACUCAUCCUUGUCCUGGGUCAUUUUCGACGUAUGAGAACCUAUUCCGACUUUAUCAAACGGCCUUCCUUCUUCGAGUACGUAAAACAGAUGCAGUUUUAAGGUUCUUUGGAGAUAAUUAGGACGCAGAACCCAAGACAAAAAUCAC
This is a messenger RNA of Pseudovirgaria hyperparasitica, 639 nucleotides long. RefSeq lists its product as uncharacterized. The coding region runs from base 139 to 528 and encodes 129 amino acids. NCBI's taxonomy places the organism in Eukaryota, Fungi, Ascomycota, Dothideomycetes, Acrospermales, Acrospermaceae. The record is from RefSeq and is a predicted model, not a curated record. The transcript has a single exon.